Messenger RNA from Engraulis encrasicolus (European anchovy), 4015 nucleotides. RefSeq names its product troponin I, cardiac muscle-like. Lineage: Eukaryota; Metazoa; Chordata; Actinopteri; Clupeiformes; Engraulidae. The transcript is spliced from 3 exons. The record is from RefSeq and is a predicted model, not a curated record. The coding region runs from base 222 to 1280 and encodes 352 amino acids.
UGCAUGUUACAAGAUCAGCUGGUCUAAAAUAUCCAAGAAGUAUAUAAAAACUAGUGGUAGUGCAAUAGUAUACGGCUUACUAAAGCUUAAGUGUAGAUUGUGCUUGUUCUUCACUGUUUUUGCCACCUAAAAAGCAUUGCUUGGAAUCCGUGGCAACGCAGCUUGCAGUUUUGUUUACCUUCUUCCCAUUGAAAAGAGCUUUUGUUCUUGAGGGAGACACCAUGGGUAAACACAAGAGCAAGUUCACCGAUGCUGAAAUCGAGGUGCUUGUGAAGGAGGUCACCGAACAUAAAGAUGCCCUGACCAGUAAAGACCUCAAGGAGUCGUACAGGAUCUGGUUGUACAUCACCAAACAACUCCGGAAAACCUCAGGGAUACAGCGCUCCAUAGCGGACGUGAAACAGCGCUGGCUUGCCCUGAAAGGGUUCCGCUCAAUGAAAACAGUCUUCAAAGAAGAUCAAACGGGUCAGCGAAAGAGUCAACGGAAGAAGACCGUCAAGAACUACAAAAGCCUGUUGUCUCCUGAGGAGGAUGAGGAUGAGGAUGAGACUGAUUACAGCGAUGACACUGCUGCUUUGUUAUCCUGUGUGGUGAAGAGUGAUGAGAGCAGUCAGGCAACUUCCAAUUCCAGUGAAGAAAACAUGAGUCUGCAGUUUGCAGAUGAUCAAGGCCAGUUCCCUCUGGAGUACCCGAACUCGCAGCAACCCUCCAGGGCAGCGCCAGGGCCUCCUCCCCCCUCCAUACCUCCACCACAUCCACACCCCCUGGUCAACAUCAAAUCAGAGGCCCCUGAGCACAAUGAGCUGGGUGGCGGAGGCGGAGGGGAAUGCAGCGUCUCCUCCUCCCGACUCCCCUCGCUCAGCCCCUUCGAGGAGCAGCUCCUGGCCCUCCACCGGGAGCAGACCGCCGCCAUCCGCGAGGGCUUCCGCUCACUGGCGCAUCAGAACCAGCUGCUCUACUCGGAGGUCUGCAGGUCCGGCCGCAGCGUGGCCAAGAUCGCGGCGACGCUGGGUGAGAAGACGGCAAACUCCGCAGUGGUGGCAGAGGAGCUGCUCCGCGUGCAGGAGAGCAUCAGCAAGAGCAUCAGCUCCACCAACAGCCUCCACUCGCGCGUCAUCCACCUCCUGGGCUCCAACUCACAACGGGUGACCGCUGCCGCCGCUGCUGCCACGCCUUCUAAAGAGGAAGCCAGGAGUCCUGUGCACUCCGAAGAGGACGGUAGUCUGGGCCAGCUGAUUCAUGAAAAGAAGUUUGGCCCAGUGGUGACAUUUUGGCCCUGACGUGGCAUCAAAACAAUGACCUGUCGUGUCGUGAUUACACUGUUCCCUUUGAUUUCUUUCACUGCAGCAUUAGGCUGAGAAAAAACACUACUCUCUAUAUCAAGUUGUGAAGGGGACGGACCUAGACACAUCUAGCAUUCCCACUACAUUGGUCAGAACAGAUCUGAUGAAACUUCUGGGAUGGGGAGCAAGAUGUCUCUCCAGCUCAGAAAAGAAGUCCAGAUGCCUACAGCUGAACUCUGGAUAUCACGACCUGGAUGAAUGAGGAUCUUCAUAGGGUGUUUUCAGACGUGGUCCUUUUCGGCCAUUUAAACAAACUCAGACCUGUGACUCUUGAUUUUCUGUGCAUAUGUGAACACUCCAAAGUGUACCCAGACCCCUCGGAAGUGAACAGCACUGAUACCGUUAGCUUAUGAGUCCUGACAAGUUACACUUAUGACUAGGUGUAAUCACCGAAGGAGAGCUCUAGAGGACCAGGUAUGAUCAAAAGGAGGACUGACGCACCAUAAAAGCCCACUGGUACCAGACAGAGCAGCCGGUUCUUUUUAUAAUAGACUCACAAUAUGAACAAAAACAGAACUGAGUCCUUCAGCUGUCGGUUCGCUUUGGACCACUUAAAGAGGACUGGGUUUAGUUCACACCUGGUCCCUUUCAGCCAUUGAUGUGAACUCAGACCUGUGACUGAGCAUUUUCUGUGCAUAUGGGAACGUGCCAAAGUGUACCCAGACCCCUCGGAAGUGAACCGUACUGAGACCUUUGUUGACGUGGUCUCAGUAUGGUUCGCUCAUGAGUCCUGACAAGUUACACUUGUGAAUAUGCUGUAAUCACUUGAGGAAAGCUCUAGACGUACCGGGUGUGAUCAAAAGAGGACUGACACACCAUAAAAGCAGAGGAGGACCAGAAAGGGAAGCCAUUUCUUUUCAUAAUACAGCCACAAUAAGAACAAAAACAGACCCGAGUCAUUUUGCUGUCAGUUCAUUUUUUGGUCCACUUAAAGAGGACUGAGUUCAGUUCACUUAAAGGGGACCCAGGUGUGAAAACGCCCUUAGACACACUGCUGUAGAGUAGAGUAGAGUACUUGUAUUAAUCCCGAAGGACAUUAAGAUAUCUGCCAGUUUACACAAAUAGAGCUGUACAGACUUCCUGCCACACUUGGCGGCACACCAGAAGUGAAAGGAAGAAACAACAUGGGGAGAAGUGAGGAGGGGGAAAAGGCUCAUGACUUCAUACAUUAUGGGGAGUGUGUUGACCUUGGUACACAGUCACUACCUCUGACUGCUAUGUACUGUAUGUUGACCUUGAUAUUGCUGUCCAUGCUGUUAUUCAUGUUAUUCAUGAUAUGCACACUCAGGCCUCAUACGGUAUCUCAUUAUGAUGCUGCUGCUGCUGUAGAUCCCUCAUUAAAAUGGAAAAGGUGGGCCCUGCCUUGGCUCAAACAGUUGGGCACUGCACUGCUACGCAGCGGGGGACCUGGGUUCGAUAUCCGACACAAGGUCAUUUCUUGAUCCUCUCCCAUAUGCAGACAAUGACAAUGAGAGUUGGAGUUUCCCAGUUGGGCUUUCGCUUUCACUUUCAUAUCUCUACCACUCAUUUCCUGUCCCACUCUUCACUGUCCUGUCUAAAUAAAGGUGAAAAGGCAGCAGCAGCAAAAUAAAAAAAUGGAAUAGGUGGCAGCAUGAUCACUUCCGGUGCUCUGCUUGGCUGCAAACCGCGUCCUGAACAUGUCAAGGUCAUUUUAAGUGCGUCUGUAUGUGUGCCCAAAUAAUCUUUUUUGUUUUUUUACCUCUGUGAUGUCGAGUGUUAUGCUUUAUACAGUACAGCUUGGUAUAGCAGCCUCUCUGUCAAAGAUAAAGCUAAAUUCCAACAUCAAAUCAAAAUCUGCUCUAAGAUCAUUGGUCUCCCCAUGGCAAACCUACUCCAGGAAGCUCUGUAUGCUCCGACUGGCCACAUGCAUCCCUGCUGACAUCACACACAUUCUUCAGCAAGAAUAUAAGUUAUUACUCUCAAAUAGGCGUUUCAGAGUUCUCUUCUUUAACCGCAACAGACUUUACCAUUCCUUCAUGCGUCAAUCAAUUUUUCUGUUGAAUCACUCUUAAGACUGUAUGUAUAGUGCUAUCACCCCAUGAUGGUAAUGUCUUGGUGCUUAUGCUCAACAUGCAUGGCACAGGUGCAAAAGUCUUGUGAUGUUAUGUGUAUGUCCUGUGUUAAACAAGUCUUGUUCAGGGAUGCAAUUUCUGUGAAAGCUGACAAUAAGGUCCUAUCGUAUCGUAUGAUAUAAUACUUGGAUUUGCAAGGAGUGUAAUUGAUAUGACAAUCAAUCAACACACUGCUUAACAUCUGAUACAGUAUAUGAAACUGUCAUCUGCAGGAGUUAACCAUGCAGAGGCAUCCACUGUCAGAAAGAUAUGGUGAUGGAGAUGCUCUCUGAGUGAUUGUGUUUUGUAUGUUUACUUUGCUGUUUUUUUUUUCUUCUUUCAGCUCUCAUUUGGUUUUGAUUUGGCUGUUUUCUGGCUGUGUGGAUGGUUCCAUGUUACAUUACAUUACAUUGCAUUGCAUUUGGCAGAUCCUUUUAACCAAAGCAAGCGACUAUGUGGGGGGUGGGAGAAUGGGUUGGGGAUUGUAAUGUUGAGCUGCUUGAUGUUGUUUCCCCUGUUCUUUCAUUCAAAUUGUAAUAAAAAAUGAGUUACAAAAAUGAUAAAUGAAGAAAUAAUGGUGAGCAAUAAACAACAGAAACA